Messenger RNA from Colias croceus (clouded yellow), 4510 nucleotides. RefSeq names its product PWWP domain-containing protein 2A-like. The coding region runs from base 3 to 1616 and encodes 537 amino acids. The transcript is spliced from 3 exons. Gene Ontology annotation, molecular function: chromatin binding. The record is from RefSeq and is a predicted model, not a curated record. Gene Ontology annotation, cellular component: chromocenter; nucleus. NCBI's taxonomy places the organism in Eukaryota, Metazoa, Arthropoda, Insecta, Lepidoptera, Pieridae.
AUAUGGCGGCUGUUCUAGCAACAGCCGAUAUGACGAUUCAAAAGAAUUCACAAAUUUUAGUUUAUGUUGAAGAAGCUUUAGAAGAUUUACUGGUUGUUUCUUAUUCAACUGAGACUAAAAAAUUCCAAGGUGUACUUUUAGAUUCUAAUAAGGGUAAUUUACCAUUCGGUGUGUAUAGCCUUCAUCCAGCUUUCACAAAAUCAACAGAGAAAAAUGCCAUUAAAGACGAGAAAUUACAUUCCGCCAGUCAAAGAUUUACAUACCAAGAGCCUCAAUAUGCGAAUGAGGAUCAAAAAACUAAAAAGCAAGGUCCCAAGACCAAACCACAACCACGCCAAAAGAUGACGGUGCGGCUGCGACCUCGAAAAGUGUUGUGUUCUAAUUGUCAAGGCAUUUGCAAUGAAAACAAUGAAAACGUGGACGUGUCCAAAAAACGUAAAUUAGAUUCUGACGAUGAAACAUCUAAGCAAGGGUCUGACUCAUCAAAAAUAGAAAAAGAGAUGAUGAAGGGCAUGUUGAUACCUAAGCUAUCUAGACUGCAACCUAGCGAAAUAACGAGUGCAAUGAAGUCAACAAAAACUUAUCAGAAGAGUAGUGAAAAAAUUAAAAGUGUAAAAAGUGAAAAGUGUGAUGAUAGUGAAAAAGUGACUCGGGAGCUAGCUUUCGUUAGUGUUUCUGAUAAUGGUGAUAAUACAUGUGAUAUUGGUGAUAACAAGGACAGUGAUGCAGCAUUUAGUAAUCUUUUCUCUAGUGCAAGAACUCUCAAAAUAUGUUUCGGUGAGGGUGAGGGGACCGUCGUUAAAAUACCACCUCUUAACGGUGACUUCAAUGAGGAUUCCGGUGUAUGUGAUAUGUCGAAACCUAUAAAAAUAGGUUCGAAAGCAGUUAAGAAAGCUUUGAAAAAAGCUAAAAAACAAGCUAAGAAAACUGCUGUAAAACCUGAAACAUGGAAUAAUCAUUCACCAAAACAUAUUGGUGCACUAUCACCAAGAAACAAUGUCGCUAAAAGCCCCCCAUCUGACCCUCUAGAAAAGAAACACAAACAUAAAGUCAAACACAAAAAGAAGCACAGAGUUCCUAGAAAACGUGAUGAAAACUCGAGUAAAAGUGACGGUGAUUCAAAUGAUUAUUUUAACAAUAUAAAAGACAGUUGUUUAAAGCAAAAACUUUCAAUAAGUUUGCGCCGACUGAGCAGUAAUUCCUAUGAAUGUCGUGAGGAUAUGUCUGAUGAUUGUGAGAGUGAGACGGUUCCUGACUUCCCAGCUGAUUCGGAAGGUAUCGGUGGGCAGUUGCUUAGAGUCUCGCCUGGUGAUAUAGUUUGGGGCAAGGUUGUCGGCUUCCCCUGGUGGCCUGGCCGGGUUUUAAGUGUUACACCUACAUCUCGUGCUCAUGUUGCAUGGUUCGCUUCUACAACAUCAUCCCUCAUGCCAUGUGAUAGUUUAUGCCCAUUCUUAGAAGACUAUAAGGUACGCUUUAACAAGAAAAAAAGGGGGCCCUACAAAGAGGCUGUGAAGCAAGCAACGAUAGAGGCUAAACGGAACGAAUCUCACGCAGAUCCGCUGGCCAGCCCCACGCACUUGACCGUCUCGCCGCGCCCCAUCGAUGUGUUCUCGUAAAUGUGAUUUAGACGUACUGCCGAAUUGAAAAUUAAUGUGAUAUUUCAAAUAUUUUUAUCUGCACAAACCAUUGACCAUUAGACGUAAGUGUAAUUAGUAAGAGAUGUGAGUUAUUGUAUUUAAAUAGGUUAUUCUUUCGUGUAAAUAGGAAACCUUGAAUGCUAUGCAAGUUUUCACACUAUACAAACUUAGAGACUUUUUGCUUACAAAAUAACUGCUACAAAACUAAUAAUAUUGGAUUAUAAAACUAACUGUAUGAAAUAGAAGACUUUAUUUAUCAGUCCAAAUAAUUGAUUGAAAUGUAGUAUUUUAAUUGAUAGAUUUGAAUAGACCUUUAUGUGCACAUGUGGUGAAUGGAUUUGCACAGAUAUUGUUCCAGCCGCUAAUAAAUGACAGCCACUUAAAAACUAUACUACAUAUUUAUAUUAUGAUUUUAAUUUUGAAUUGUAGAAUUUGCAUAGUAAUCAAGAGUUAGUGCACAUAUAUGGGUAAUAUCCUUAUAAAAUAACCCAUUUGUGUACACUUGAGUUAAAAAAAUGACUACAAGCAUUUUAAUUUCCAAAUUGCAUCUUAGUUGCAAUCAUUAUUCCUUAUUGUAUAUAAUAUGCUUAUACAUAUAAAUAGUUGAAAAUAAAACUUGAUAUGAAUGAGUGAAAUGGUUUAAAAAUUCCAACAAUUGACUGUUAUGAAAAUGGUCUCUAUAAACUCCUAUUAGGUAGAUAUAGAUAGAUUGAUGUAAUAGGUACUGCCAUUAAAAGAAUUUUGUUCUAAAUAGAGUAAAAUAUGUUCCAUGAGCUUAUUGGUUGCAGUGAUUAAAAACUUCAUGCCGUUUGAUAAAUUAUGUAAUGAACCAUUAGCCUAACAGAUGUUAUAAUUUAUGUUUAAAGGUAAUAUGCAAACUUAUGUGAAUUUAUAGUUGUUUCUCUUCUGACUUGGCACAUAAUACACAUAGUUUUACACAUAGUUUUGUUGUUAUCUUUAGAGCUAGCGCGCAAGAGCAACUUUGUCUCCGCAACUAUUUUGUCUCUCCCAUCAACUCUAUGGGGAGUUGCGUCGCUACGUGCGCGCACUUUCUUACUAGCCCAUAGAGUUGAUGGGAGAGACAAAAUAGUCGCGGAGACAAAAGUUGCUCUUGCGCGCUAGCUCUAAAGAUAACAACAAAACUAUGUGUCUAUGGGUUAAAUUGUUUUCUGGAUAAAAGUAUUUACAAUUUUCAUUACUAAAAGGAAAAAUGUGCAAUACAAAUACAAUACAAAUAAUAGCUAAUUUCAAAACAAUUACAUAAAGUAUAGCUAGGAAAUUGUUCUAAUUGACUGACAUUCAUAAUCAAUGUUUGUUAUUUCUUUAUUUUCAAUUUAUUUUGUUAUAAAAUUUAUUUUAAAAUGUAUUUUUCCUUAGGUUAUUACUUAUACAUUCUUAAGAGUUGUUGCCAUUUCUAUGACAUUUCGUAUUUAUCAGAAACCAUAGAAAAAAAAAGCAAUAUUUUAUAUAAUUUUUUUGUUUACUUGGUUUUAUAUAACUGAGAGAAGUUGUAAAAACUGUUAUUUAUUUUAUAAGUAUUUUAUUUAGAAUAUGUUGAGGGAUUUAUUUGUGAAUUCGUUUAGUUCUCCUUAUUAUGUGUUCUGUGAUGAUAUAAUGAAUUCUCUAUACUUAGUUUUAAAUUUAUAUGUUAAAACAUUUAUUAUUUAAAUAUAGGGGGUUAUAAUUUGUAAGAAUUUUCUUAGUAGUUUCAACAUCAAAUUAAAUGUAUACUUGUAAAAUGCGAAAUCCAUUGCAUAUUGGUUGAAAGACUAAUGUUUUUGUAUAUUGUUCCUAAAUAGGCCUGUAUAUGGUGGUUCCUCUUUGUCUUAUAUUGCAAGUUUAAUUCUGCAUUUGUUAAAAUAAUAAAUAGGUUCUUGCAACAUCUAUACAUAUAAAUUUUUGAUUACUAGAUAUUCCAGGGUCAGGUGUGAAAAUUGAGUUAAAGUUUUAUCAACUUUUAUCAAAAAGUAAUGUGUGUUUAAUAAGGUAUUCAUAUGUCAGGUAUUUUGUCAAAAAUACUAGUAUUUUGUAUUUCAUCAUAGUAUUUCGUGCUGUAUUUUGCAAGUCAGCAAGCACCUCAAGCUUGAAAUUUAAAUUAACUGUAUCUACAGUGUUACAAUGUGCUAUCUAAUGUUUUGCAAUUUUUAUUGUCAAUUUUCGUAGAUGUUCAUAACUAAAUGUAGGAAAUUUUAAACGAUUCAGUGUCUUUCUGGGGUAAAACGAGUGGACCACUGCCUAAAGACGCUUAGCAUACCUACCUAAUGCAAAAGAUGCAUUUUUCAUUUGAUGUUCUUAUUGCUAAAUAUCAGAAAAGUAAUGCGAUUUAAAUGUAGAAAAUAUUAAUUCUUAUAUGAAAAUUAAGUAUAUGAAUGCCUCGAUCUAAAGGCGCCUUUAGAACUUUCAACUCUACCUUCAAUGUGAAAAAAAUCUACUCUAAUAUACAUAAACAUUAUAUAUGCUUCUUAGCGCCAAAAAUAUAUUAUUCAUAAUGUAAUUGCUUAUAAUGCAAUUGGCGGUGUUUAUUACUUAAAUGGUCCUUAUCAUGGACCUAUAAAAAACCUUUUAUGGUCCAUGGUCCAAUUACAUAUUAUGUGGAAAUGAAAUCACAAUGUGUGAAAGAAAUUUUGCCAAAGGUUCAUGAUCUUUGUCUUGUAGUUAUAAAGUUAUUAUUUUUUUAUUGGAUUGCGUUCUGUUACUUGUGUCAUUUGUAAAUUACUUACUACGGGAAUUGUAUUUCAAUAAAUAUAGAAUCUUAAGUGUACAAAUUAAAAGUAAUUUUAUUUAUAUUAGGUACCUACUAACGAUCCCACUACAUUUACACCUUCCUCUUCAAUCAGUCUAGGUCUUAAAAAUUAUAUAUAUUCGCAUUUAAA